CUCCCUCCCCCCGCUCCUUUCUCUACGGAUGCUGCAGUGAAGUUUGCCGCGCAUGCGCACUCUCGCUCCUCUUUUCCUUGGAAGCGCCCCAAACCCAUCGCACCAUGGCAGAUUCCGACCUCGACUUCCAGACCGGCGAGUCCGGCGCCUCCGCCACCUUCCCCAUGCAGUGCUCCGCCCUGCGCAAGAACGGCCACGUGGUGCUGAAGGGACGUCCCUGCAAAAUUGUGGAAAUGUCCACCUCCAAGACUGGCAAGCACGGACAUGCUAAGGUUAACAUGGUUGGCAUUGACAUCUUCACCAACAAGAAAUAUGAAGAUAUGUGCCCCUCCACCCACAACAUGGAUGUUCCUGCUAUCAAGAGAUUAGACUACCAGUUGGUGAACAUCAACGAAAGCUACAUGUCCUUGAUGGGCGACAACGGAGAAGUCAGGGAGGACCUGCGUGUCCCCGAGAGCGACAUCGGCAAGGAGAUUGAGGCCAAGUUUGAAGCGGGCGAGGAUUUCCUGGUCACCGUGCUCUGUGCCAUGGGGGAGGAAUGUGCCGUCGCCACCAAGGUCUUGCCCAUCAAAUAAGGGAGACGGGAAGACUUUGCUGCCCGCGGCAACAAGCACCGCCCACAAACCAGUCUCUUGCAUUCUCAUUGGAUCUGUCACCAAAGCGUCGGCCUUCACAGACAACCUCAAAUCAUUCUGUUGUGAUUUCUCAUCAUCGAAUCUUAUUUUCUCCUCCCACCCCCAGUUUUUUUUUUUUUUUUUUUUUUUGGGGUUUCUCCUUCUCAUUGCUGUCGGGAAUGUUCCAGCGCGGCUCGCUGCGUGGGUCCUCAUCACUGAAGUUUCUGUUUGGCAACAAUCUACUUUAUAUAAAAACAACUUCAAAAAAAAAUAACCAUCGGUUGCUCAUUCCUGCUUAUUUUUUAUUUUAUUUUUUGGCCUUAAAUGUGUUUUGGUUCUGCCGCUCGCAUUCCUGAAUGUUCAAAAACAACAACAUCAAUGGGAUUCAGCUUUUGUAUGAUUAUUUUUUAAUAUUCUUUAGGUUGAAUAUAGCAGGGGUGUAAAACCUUUUAGAUGGGGAGGGAGGGAGGGAGGGUCGCCCCCCUGUAGAUACUAACUCCCAGUUUAGAUUGUCCCACUAGCGGCCAUCUUGCUUCCCAGCUCCGCCUUCCCUCUGGUUCCGGAGUGAAUCGGAUGCGACAAGGUCUCGAUUUCCUCCCGGUGGCUGGGAUCGGUGGUGGCCAGCACUUACGAGCACUUGAAGUCCACUCAGCAUGUCAAACCUCUAAAAAGCAAGAAACGAGUGAUUUUUUGUUGUUGUUGGUUCCUUACUUUUUUCCCUCCUUUUCCUUCGAUUCCCCCAAAAACCGAAACAAACUUCAGUGAUUCACAGUCAUGAUGCCGGUCUCUUGUCCGAGCAGGAGUUUGAGUGGCGCUCACGCCUCUCGUCCUCCGGGCCAGUCGAGGGCUGACCCGGCCACCCCCCGGUACAAAAGGGAGAGUUGUGUUUUGUUUUGAGGCGGAGUGUGUGUGUGUGUAUAUGUGUGUGUGAGCGGUGUGGGGCCUCCGCAAAGAAGAAUGUGAGGCGGUUUGCAGUGAGGCGUGUUUCUUUUUGAAGGGACUCCAUCGUGGUCCGGGGGGAGGGUGGUUGGAGUUGCAAAACUUUUUGUUCACUCGCGGCCUUUGUCACCUGACUGGAGAUGGCAAAAAAAUAAAAAUUAUGAAACAAAUGGACAAAAACUGCAAA
Molecule: messenger RNA, 1740 nt
Organism: Scophthalmus maximus (turbot)
Lineage: Eukaryota; Metazoa; Chordata; Actinopteri; Pleuronectiformes; Scophthalmidae
Product: eukaryotic translation initiation factor 5A-1-like
Exons: 5
Coding region: 105-575 (156 amino acids)
Biological process (GO): positive regulation of translational termination; positive regulation of translational elongation
Molecular function (GO): ribosome binding; RNA binding; translation elongation factor activity
Source: RefSeq, a predicted model, not a curated record